Ooceraea biroi (clonal raider ant) is the source of this 2262-nucleotide messenger RNA. RefSeq names its product alkaline ceramidase (gene bwa). Gene Ontology annotation, cellular component: membrane. Gene Ontology annotation, biological process: ceramide catabolic process. The record is from RefSeq and is a predicted model, not a curated record. Gene Ontology annotation, molecular function: hydrolase activity, acting on carbon-nitrogen (but not peptide) bonds, in linear amides. Lineage: Eukaryota; Metazoa; Arthropoda; Insecta; Hymenoptera; Formicidae.
AUGGUCCAUCCUGGUCCAUCCAGAUCCGUCUGAACCAGCCUGAACGGUUCGUCGACGUCGCAGUUGCAUGCCGUAAAUACACCUCUUUGUCUUUGAAGUUGACAGGCGCAGGUAGUGUCUGAUAAUACCAGCGCUUGACUCAAGUUCUCGUUUUCUCGAUAUUGGACACAGUGCUCGAGAGGAAAGGGAAAGGGGGAUCCAUUGUUUGAUGAUUGAGGGGAACAAUGACCCCUUGAGCAACGAAUUUGAGCAGCUCAAGCUUCUCGAGGCACCUGGUAGUCUUAAGGUCACACAUCUCGACAAUGUGGAAACCUUUCGAAGCUGGUAGCUCGCCGGUGGAUUGGUGCGAAGGUAACUACAGCAUUUCGCCCAGCAUCGCCGAAUUUAUGAACACGUUUAGUAACGUGGUUUUCCUGUUACUUCCACCUGUGCUCAUGCACUUGUUUAGAGAUUAUGGACGCUUUGUGAAUCCAGGCAUUCACAUAAUCUGGUUUUUACUGAUGGUAGUCGGUCUGAGUAGCGCUUAUUUUCAUGCUACUUUAUCCUUGAUAGGUCAACUGUUGGACGAACUAGCCAUUCUGUGGGUAUACAUGGCAGGUUUCUGCAUGUUCUUCCCAAGAAGAUAUUUCCCAAAUAUCUUUCACAAUAACAGAAAGCUGUUUUCUCUAUGUGCAAUCUUGCCAACUCUGAUCGCCACUGGCUUAGCCCUGGUGCAUCCGGCGGUAAACGCUUUUGCGUUGAUGAGUUUGGGUAUACCAGCGUUUGGAUUCCUGAUUGUAGAACUGAAAAGGACCACCUCGAUGAAGGUGUACAGAUUGGGGCUACGAUGCGGCGCUGUGUGGGUAUUGGCAGUUGCCUGCUGGUUGAACGAUCGUUUGUUUUGCGAUACCUGGCUGAAUUUAAAUUUCCCGUAUCUCCAUGCACUGUGGCAUUUGUUCAUCUUCAUCGCGAGUUAUACAGCAGCGGUGCUGUUUGCAUAUUUCUCCGUACAGGACGAGAAGCCGCAACAAUCCCCGGUACUUAGAUACUGGCCGAGGGACGAUUUUGAGCUCGGUAUACCGUAUGUAACUAUCCGAAGUUACAUGAAGCUGAGUUACAACUCGAAUAUAUAAUUAAUUAUUUUAUAAUUGCUCCACAAUCACUAAUACCGUAAUACGUCAUCUAUCGCGAUUGGUGAUUUCAACUUCUUGCAAUGUAUAGCACUUAAUUUUUCAUUUAAUUUAAUUUAAUAAAAAUUGAAAUUAAUUUAAUUUUUAACGUAGAGGCGUAGUCUUUUGACGUAUAUAUACAUAAACAUUACAAGGUAAUAUAUAAUAUAUCUACGUGGUACCUCGUUUAACAGAAUCGAGCGUGAUCCUUUUCUGAAAUGUGAAAUUAAAAAAUAUAAUGAAAUUUUAUCUCAUAAAAAAAUGAAAAUGACACAAAAUAUAUCUGCGAGGGAUUAUUGCGUCAGUGUCGCUCAAAGCUAUGCGAUAGUUUAGUAAAACGUUAAAAAAACAUUUAUUUAUUUUUAUUUAUUUAACAUGUGACUGAAGACAAUGUUAGUAAUUGGUAAGCGAAUUAUUUGUACCAGUAAACUAAUAACAAACAUCGCUAUUCACUACAUGUGACUAUUACACGUCUUUCUUUCAAUGAUAUUAGAUAUCGCGAGCAAUUUCUUAUGAAAACAAUAUUAUAUAAAAAAGCAGGAUUGGGUAGUAACUAGGUAAAUAGUUAAUAACUUUGUAACUUAACUUAGUUAAUUUUAAACAUAUUAACUUUUAAUUUAAUUAAGUGAUUUUUAAAUGCAUUUUUAAUUAACAUUAACUUAUUAAUUUUUUUAUACAAGUUAAAAUAAUUCAUCAAUAUUAAAGUCGUGUGAAAAUGGUUGGUCGCAAUCGUCGCAAUGCGUCAAAAAACUAUACAUAUGUUAAUUAACUUUUAACUUUAAUAAGUUAACUUAAGUUUUUAACUUAACUUUAAUUGAGUUAAUUUUUGUUCAAGUAACUUUUAACGUAAACUUAGUUAAUUUCUGGGACAUCAACUUUAAACUUGACUUACAAUUAGUUAAAGAAUAAAAUGGAAUAAAAUACCCAACCCUGCAAAAAAGUAUAACGUAAUAUUAUGAAUAGGAUUUUCUUUCACGUUGUAGAAAUAAUGUAAUUAAUUUUAUAUAUAAUUGGAAACAACGUGCGCAAACAAUACAGCUUUAAUACUUUACGCGUGUGAAUAAAGAUGAUAAAAAUAGGAAUAUAUUUAUCUUUAUAUGUAUUAGCAAAAAAA